Molecule: messenger RNA, 2349 nt
Organism: Lacerta agilis (Sand lizard)
Lineage: Eukaryota; Metazoa; Chordata; Lepidosauria; Squamata; Lacertidae
Product: interleukin-31 receptor subunit alpha-like
Exons: 16
Coding region: 1-2313 (770 amino acids)
Biological process (GO): cytokine-mediated signaling pathway
Cellular component (GO): external side of plasma membrane
Molecular function (GO): protein binding; cytokine receptor activity
Source: RefSeq, a predicted model, not a curated record
AUGAGGCGGUGUUUAUUCUUUGCAGUUUUGGCUUGGCUCGCCAUAGCUUCCAGUUUCUGUGAUGGGAAUGGCCUCUCUGUCUGGGGAGGCACAGGCUAUGGCUUCAAUCGCUCCUUGUCAGCUCCAGACACCUCUGAUUUCUCAUAUUGUGGCCGGCCUUCGUGCACAUUACAUCCAGAUUGGCAUGAUGAUCUGACAUGCUACUACAUCGAAGAGAAAUUGAUCUUGAAUUGUUCUUGGUUGCCCCUACCACAUGCAACAGAUUCUCUUGUGUAUACUGUGUUUUUAAAAUGGAAAUUGGAAACAAAGCAACACUGUGAAAAGGUGGAAACGACCCUGCCUCUUUUAACAAGAAGAAAGCAUCAUAUUCGCAUUCAUGCAAACGUGACCGUAUGGGUAUCAGGCCGCUAUUCCCACGAGGGAUGUGUGACAACAAAGAAAAUUUCAUUCGUGCCCAGCAAAACAAAGAAAUGUCCUUCGCCCUUCAGAAUAAGAGCUUAUCAGUUGUUCCACAAAUUAAUAAUUAUGUGGGACUCACCAAGAGAUGUACUGCAGUAUGAAUUGCAACACAAGGAAGCAAUGCAAGCAACUUCGUCCUGGAUAUCAGUUCCUAUAGAGAAUGGGACCUUUAAUGCAACUAUCUUCAGCGUAAAUACAUCAUCAUCAUAUGUUGCUCGCCUCAGAUGUAAACCCCCUGGUAAAAGUUGUUCUGUUUGUGCUUGGAGUGAAGAAAUUAUGAUCCCACAUAAGCUUACUGAAAAGCCAGUCAUUGUGGAAAAUGCAACUGAAAAGAUAGCACAAGGAAAAAUAAGUAUCUUUCUUAAAUGGAAGACAACACAAAGCAGGAAUACCAUUGGUUACAAUAUAAGCGUCGAAAGAAUACCCCGCUAUUGCCGCCACAUAGUGACAUACCUCAACAUAACAGAGAACUGGGUGCAUCUGAAUCUCUCCAUGGCUUAUUACAGAAUCAAAAUCUAUGCCUACAAUGAAGCAGGAGAGUCCCCUCCACUAACAUACCUGGUUCCAGAUUUCACUGCAAAAGCUACAGAUUCACCUGGCCAGUUCAACCUAUCAAAUCAGCAAAAUUAUUCUGUUAUCACCUGGGAUCUAAAACACAGUUCAGAUUGCAUUGUGAUCGACUGGGGCACUGGAUUAGAAGACAUGAAGAUUCAUGUUUCUACUUGGAAAAAUGAGAUACGGCUAGAUGGCCUCCAACCGUAUAAGUUAUAUAAAGUAACAUUUCAUGCAUUUGACUGUCACUGUGAGGAUUUCAUGAAGAGUGAAUGGACGCUGGCCAGGACUUACUUCUAUGCAGUGGAAGGAGUUCCCAAAAUAGGUCCAGCUAAUGUAACCGUUCCAGUUGUGACAAAGCAGUCAGCUGUUGUGAAAUGGGCUGCCAUACCUACAGAAGAGUGCUUAGGAUUCCUUCUGGGUUACAAAAUUCGCUACACCGAAAUCUUGAACAACCUCUCUGUGGCUGUUACUGUCAGUCCUUCAACUCAGCAGUACCUCAUGACAGGACUUAUGGCAAAAACUCUUUAUAGAGUGCAGGCCUCAGGAAUCACCAGUAAGGGAGAAGGAGCUCAAAGCCAGCCACAAACCUUUACCACCCUGAAAUAUGAUCCUGGGGAGUUUGAAGGAAGUGUGGCUGGCCUCUGUCUUGGCCUCAUGGUCACCAUGACUGCCAUUGCCAUGCUUUGUUCCCUGAUACUUAAAAGAUCAAGAAAGCUAUGUUGGCCAGCUGUACCAAAUCCAAAAUAUAGCGCUGCUCUGCUGAGUAUGGAGAGAACCACACCAGUGGUUCUUCUGGGACCCAGUUUACAGACUCCGUCACAAGCAUAUAAUGAAGCCAAUGAGCUUUAUGUGGUAGAUGAUGAUUCAGAGGCACUGUUAAGACAAGGAUCCCUUUCUCCGGGCACAGCUACAAUGGUUUCCACAGACCAUUCUGAAGCAGUUGCAAGGCAAAUACUGGACAUAACUCUGAAUCCUUUGAAAAUCCCUGACCAAGUCAGCAGCGGCGAGAAGGGAAAGGUUGGAGUUCACACUGAUUAUAUUGGUGUGGCUGUCAGUCAGAGAGCUAUGCAGAAGCUCUCAACACAUCUCCCUAAAGGAGCAGCCCAUCUAGAGAGGAAGUUAAUCAACAAUUCAAGGAGACCACCAGCAGCACACACUGCUCAAAAUCCUCUGAUGCUAAGUCAGGGGGUGCUUAGUCCAGCAACUUUGUCCUUAGAAAGCAGGUCAAAAUUUGAGCAAAAUCGUCAUGAAUCACCUUGUAGAGAUGAACAGCAAUUAAAAGACAGAUUCCAGCAGUAGGGCAUUUCAUUUUAGGGGUGAAACCCCUAUGCAAGU